GCGGGCCAGCUCCAGCGGGCCAUCCUGGCGCUCGGCGGCGUCGUGGGCUCGCCUGCAGGGCAGGGCGGUCCGGCGGCGCAGUUGGCGCAAACCCUGGGCACCGUGCAGCAGCUGCUCGCGACCACGGGUGUGCCGCAGCUGGUCCAGCUUCCCGUCGUGCACGGCGACCAGGCGACCUGGCGUCAUGGGCACGGCGGUCUGGUGGUUGUGCGUGGGGUGGUGUUGAGCAAUCGGAUCAAGGGAUCGCACGCUCCAGGCGGCCCGUUCGCCGUGCAAGGCGCGCACGCGGUGAGGCGAAGCCGGGCCGCCCCACGCGGGCUGGGCGAUCUGCCCCCGCGCCAGAGGGCAGCAGGCGAGGCAGCAGCGGACGGAGCAGAGGCGCUGCAGCGCGGCUGCCCAGUCGCUCUCCCGCAGAGGUCGCUUCGGCUACAGCUGCUUGCCGUCGCGGUGCGGCUGGCGGCGCUGGGCGGCAACGCGGGUAGCCCAUGUGAUGUGCUGCAGCUCGUCGGAG
Prorocentrum cordatum is the source of this 511-nucleotide messenger RNA. Lineage: Eukaryota; Dinophyceae; Prorocentrales; Prorocentraceae. The record is from the annotation of a GenBank genome assembly.